Messenger RNA from Letharia columbiana, 306 nucleotides. RefSeq lists its product as uncharacterized. The transcript has a single exon. The coding region runs from base 1 to 306 and encodes 101 amino acids. The record is from RefSeq and is a predicted model, not a curated record. Lineage: Eukaryota; Fungi; Ascomycota; Lecanoromycetes; Lecanorales; Parmeliaceae.
AUGCCACCCAGAAUGCCAAAAAAACUUCACCGUUGCCGACUCCAUCCCUCCCAGAAGCUCGCUCUCAAUCUUCCAACGCCACGUCUCCCAGGUCGAUCGGCUGCUCUCGGACCGGAUAGACACGUCGAUACAGACGACCGACAUCCUCAUCGCUCCGUCCCGGCCACAUAUAAGAUACCGAUCGGUCGACCGAUGGUAUACGCUGCCAUGUACCGGCAAAUUUGGGCGAUGCACCGUUGCGAGUCGGUCCUGGCCAAGACUCGAGCUCGGCAAGAGACCAGCCCUGGUUUCGGCGCAACGCUGUGA